AUGAAGACCCAGGCUGGCCGGAAGCUCAGUCUGCUGAAAGUGAAAAAGAAGUGGUUCUUCCCUGCUUCCUGCAGCUUCUUCUUCCUGCUCUCUGUGCUCAUGACUGGCUGCUUCCUGUGGCAGUAUUACCUCCCCAAGCUGCAGACUGGUUCCUUGGGACCAGAAGUGACCUCUGACCCCGUGAGGAUGUGUCCUCAGCACCCUGAGCCUGUGCCCCUGGUCCAUCCUCUACCUGUGUUGAAGGAGGCCCUGGAGAAGGUGGACAGGAUCCUGCGCCAGGCAUUGUCUGCACCAGGCCUGGCUGCUAUGUCUGCAGUAGUCAUCCACAAUGACACUGUGCUCUGGACCAGGAACUUUGGAAGGAAGAAUGGUUCAGACCCGGCUUCUGGACCCCCCAAUGAGUACACCAUGUACAGGAUCUCCAGCAUCUCCAAGAUCUUUCCCGUCCUCAUGCUGUACCGCCUGUGGGAGGAGGGCAUCGUAGCCUCUCUAGAUGACCCUCUGGAACGUUAUGCGAGCACCUUCACCAUUAACAACCCACUGGGCAUGGCAUCAGCCCCCAAACAACAGAACCUGAUGGAUGGGUUGGAGGAGGUGGGCCCAGCUCCAAGGCCAUCACCCGUCACCCUCCGACGGAUGGCCAGCCAGCUCUCAGGGCUGCCCCGAAGGCUCCGCUCGACUUCGCUGCUGUGGAGGGGCAGCACCCAGGAGGCCCUGAGCCUGCUCAAGGAUGAUGUGCUGGUGGCAGACCCAGGAACCAGAUGCCAUUACAGCACGCUGGCCUUUUCGCUUCUGGCUCAUGUCCUGGCAGCCCACACCGCCCAUGGUGACUACCAGCGCUGGAUAUUGGAGAAUGUCCUGGAGCCGCUGGAGAUGGUAGACACGGGCUUCGAUCUUACGCCUCCUGUACGCGCCCGCUUGGCAGCUGGCUUUUACGGCAGCGGGCGGCCGGCGCCACUCUACGACCUCGGCUGGUAUCGCCCGUCGGGCCAGAUGUAUUCCACCCCCGCCGACCUGGCCAAGCUGGCCAUGGUGCUCCUGGGCAGCGGGCCCCGGCGGCUUCUGCGACCCGAUGCGGCCAAGACAUUGCUGGCGCCGCUGCUGUUCCGCACGCUGGCGCUGCGUCACCUGCGCGGCCGCGUCUUCCAGCUGCACGUGGCGCGCGAGUUUCCGUGCGCGCUGCCGCUCGGCGACUCCUGGCUGUCCCUCGAGGCCCAGCAUGGGCAGCUGGUCAACUUCUAUCCCUUGGACCGCCACGGGCUGUCCCCCGGCUUCGACGUGCCGGGCCUUAACACGUACCGGGUGCUGCGGCUGCCGCACAAGCCGGUAUUCAAGACCCAGUGACCUUGGGCUCUCUUCUGAGUGCCCUCUUCUCUUGCUUCCCAGCUUUCCAACCUAAUUUUGCAAGGAGUCAUACAGUAUGGAAUCUUCUGGGAUUUCCCUCUCCCUCCACUCAGCAUAAGUCUCUGGAGAUUCAUUGAACUGUUGCAAGUAUCAACAGUUUGCGUCUUUUUGUUGCAGAGUAGUGGUCGC
Messenger RNA from Vicugna pacos (alpaca), 1533 nucleotides. NCBI's taxonomy places the organism in Eukaryota, Metazoa, Chordata, Mammalia, Artiodactyla, Camelidae. The record is from RefSeq and is a predicted model, not a curated record.